Durusdinium trenchii is the source of this 674-nucleotide messenger RNA. NCBI's taxonomy places the organism in Eukaryota, Dinophyceae, Suessiales, Symbiodiniaceae. The record is from the annotation of a GenBank genome assembly.
GACCAACCAGUGAGACUUGUCUGUGCCGCCAUGCCCGCUCUCCGAUCAGACAAGGCCGACGAGGACUCGCGGCUCUUCAUCGAGCGAUUGCUGCUGCCACCGGGGACGACGUGUUCACGGGCCGCCUCCACCGGGUUGUUCUUCUUUAUGCUGUACUGCUUCGACAGGGCCUCAGACUGUCCUUCUUGGCCCAGCAAAAACUGGAUUCUUGACCAGGUGUGGACCAGCUGGUAUAUUGCAGGGAUCUCAGUGCUUGGACUUCCAAACCAAAAAAACACACCCGCCUUUUAUGCCACGUCUUCAUGCCCCUUCUUUUCGCCCACUGCUUUCCCAGGCGGCCGGCCGAGUGACCUGCCCCGCCGAAGCCGCCGCUUCGGAGGCUGGAGCCCUUUCCCAGGCUCCGACGUUGGACGUCCCUGUUUGAGCAGGAAGACUGGGAUUCAGGUGAGUUUUACGGCCCCGGUUUAUGCAGAAGAUGGCUACCUUUCACCUCCGACCAACUCCUGUUCUGAGCAGAGUGAAGCUCGUCUCGCCGAAAGGUCCGAGAUGCCAAGUUGAAUUGCGAACCACGUAGGUUUGGCCAAUGGAGCUGCUUUACUCAUUGGAUACAAGCUCCAACCUGAUCCAAACUUAUCCGACCUUGGCAAGAUUCACACGAGGGCAUACGAGGGUUA